Amaranthus tricolor (Joseph's coat) is the source of this 2179-nucleotide messenger RNA. Its product is annotated as UDP-sugar pyrophosphorylase. Gene Ontology annotation, molecular function: UDP-N-acetylglucosamine diphosphorylase activity. NCBI's taxonomy places the organism in Eukaryota, Viridiplantae, Streptophyta, Magnoliopsida, Caryophyllales, Amaranthaceae. The coding region runs from base 197 to 2032 and encodes 611 amino acids. The transcript has 17 exons. Gene Ontology annotation, biological process: UDP-N-acetylglucosamine biosynthetic process. The record is from RefSeq and is a predicted model, not a curated record.
ACCAUGUAUAAACUCUAACACUAGAAAGUACGAGUUAAUCAUAAAUCCACUAAAAUUUCUCUCGCCGUGCUGUGUUCUUCUCUCUCUAUUUUCCUUAAUUUUUUUCCCUUAAUCCUUAGAACGUAGCAGAAUACCUCUGACUUGUUGGAUUGUUCUUCAAUCCUGCUGCUUUGAUCAGUGACAUAAUUUAUCUUUAAUGGCGGAAUCUAUUGCUGAUUUGAAUUGCCCGAAUCUCCAGAAAAACCUUUCUAUACUCUCUCCGGAUCAUGUUGAAUUGGCAAAAAUGCUGGUUCAAAAUGGACAAAGCCAUCUCUUUGAUGAAUGGCCGGAACCUGGGGUUGAUGAUGAGGAGAAAUUCGCAUUCUUUUAUCAGGUUACUCGUCUUAAUGCCAGCUACCCUGGCGGUAUUGUUCAAUAUAUAAAUAAUGCUAGAGAACUUCUAGCGGAUUCAAAGGCCGGAAAGAAUCCCUUUGAUGGAUUUACACCUUCUGUUCCAACAGGGGAAAAUCUGACUUUUGCUGAUGAGAACUUCAUCAAAUAUGAAGAGACUGGUGUCAAGGAAGCAAAACACACUGCAUUUGUUCUUGUUGCUGGUGGUCUUGGAGAACGUCUUGGGUACAAUGGAAUUAAGAUUUCUCUUCCUUCUGAAACAUCCACUGGAGCAUGCUUCUUACAGCUGUACAUAGAGUCUAUCCUUGCUCUUCAAGAAGCUAGCUGCAAGCUGUCUGAAGGCGAAUCUCACAAGGAUAUCCCUCUUGCAAUUAUGACAUCUGAUGACACUCAUGCACGCACAUUGGAACUGUUGGAGUCAAAUUCUUAUUUUGGAAUGAAACCAACACAAGUCUCACUUCUCAAGCAGGGAAAAGUGGCUUGCCUAGCGGAUAAUGAUGCCAAGAUUGCAGUGGAUCCAAAUAAUAAGUACAGAAUUCAGACUAAGCCUCACGGCCAUGGUGAUGUGCAUUCACUAUUAUAUUCCAGUGGUCUUUUAAACCAAUGGCAAGAUGCUGGUGUAAAAUGGGUUUUGUUCUUCCAAGAUACAAAUGGACUUCUCUUCAAGGCAAUUCCCGCGUCAUUGGGAGUCAGUGUCACCAAAAAAUACGAAGUUAAUUCUCUUGCAGUUCCUCGAAAAGCAAAAGAAGCUAUUGGAGGCAUUACUAAACUUACACAUGCUGAUGGGAGGACAAUGGUGAUCAAUGUAGAAUACAAUCAACUUGACCCUCUGCUUCGAGCAACUAUUAAUCCAGAAGGAGAUGUUAACUGUGAGACAGGAUUUUCUCCUUUCCCUGGAAAUAUUAAUCAGCUAAUCUUGGAACUUGAAUCAUACAUGGAGGAACUCAAGAAGACUAAAGGUGCCAUUAAAGAGUUUGUUAACCCAAAAUAUAAGGAUUCUACAAGGACGCUUUUUAAAUCCUCUACUCGAUUGGAGUGUAUGAUGCAGGACUACCCCAAGAAUUUGCCUCCGACCGCAAGAGUCGGGUUUACAGUGAUGGAUAUAUGGCUUGCUUAUGCACCUGUGAAGAACAAUCCUGAGGAUGCUGCAAAGGUUCCGAAGGGUAACCCAUACCAUAGUGCAACUUCGGGUGAAAUGGCCAUCUAUAGAGCACACAGCCUUAUUUUAAGAAAGGCGGGUGUCCAAAUAAGUGAUCCUGUAAUAGACGUGUUUAACGGGCAAGAAGUUGAGGUAUGGCCUCGUAUCGUAUGGAAGCCCAAAUGGGCAAUAACAUUUUCUGAUGUCAAAAGGAAAAUUGAAGGAAGUUGUUCAAUUUCUCAAAAGUCUACUAUGCUUAUCAAAGGUCGGAAUAUUGUCAUUAACAACCUUUCUUUGGAUGGAGCUUUGGUUGUUGAUGCAGUUGAUGAUGCUGAGGUAAAAGUGGAAGGUUGUGUACAAAACUCGAGUUGGACUCUCGAAAAAGUCGAUUGGAAGGACACUUCCAUUCCUGAAGAAAUAAGAAUAAGAGGUUUCAAAAUCAACAAGGUUGAUCAACUUGAAGGAAAUUUCCAACAACCUGGAAAAUACAAUCUCAAACCUUGAUAUAAGAAAACAAAUAUCCUCCCUUGGAUCUUCAUUCAUUAAUAAUCAAAUUUUAGUUUAUUACUCUUUGUUCAUUUAUUAUUGACUUAUAAAAAUUUUUAUCUUCAAUUAUAAAUUUGGAUAUAGAAGAAUGAAGGUUUGGACUAA